UUUCCUUUCUUCAGUUUGAAGAGCUUGUUUUUUUCGUACUGAAAUUCACUUUUUGUUCUAGAAACGGACAAGAGUUCACACAUCAUGGAAAUCCAAACUAUCUUGUUUUUAAUUCUAAAUGCGCACACAUGCACUGCCAUCUUUAACGUUAGUGCUGAAUACAGUUUAGCUGAUACUACAGAAACUGUUAAUCCAGUUUAUCCACCGGAUCAUGAGAAACCCAGAACAGCCCCAUCUGGACGCAGUUUUGCUGUUAAUCGUGCCUAUAAAACCCAAACCGAUGAGCCGAUUGACUACAAUAUGGAUGAGACAUUACCCAACUCUUCCUCGAGUUCAAAUAAAACCCGUGAAGAGAUCGUUUUUUUAAGUUUUGCUGGACGCGGCCGCCCCGAGGUGUCUCGGUCUAACUAUAAAGGUGCACAUCCGUGUAACGUCACUGAUCUGAAUGCUACAAAAUGCAACCGGACCACAUUCCUGGAGAUAUUCAGCAUCUCAGACGAGGCUGUUCUCUUCCUCAAAGGCUUGAUGGUCACACGCGUCAUGCCCUCGUUCUACAUCUUCAUCAUCCUCAUUAGUUUGCCCCUGAACGCUUUGGCCUUGGUGACGUUCACCUGUAGGAUUCGAGAGAAGAAACCAGCUGUGAUCUACAUGUCUCACCUGGCGUGUGCGGACCUGCUCUUCACCCUGCUGCUGCCUCUGAAGAUCCACUACCAGCUGAACGCUUCAGAUUGGGUGUUCGGUGAGGCGGCGUGUCGUGUGCUCAGUGCUGCUUACUACUGCUACAUGUACUGCUCCAUACUGCUAAUGAUGUGCAUGAGUGUGGACAGACUGCUGGCCGUGGCGCUUCCCAUCGCCUCUCUAACCUGGAGGAGUGCAAGGAAAGCCACGUGUGUGUGUGUGCUGGUCUGGCUGCUGGCGCUCGCUGGGACGGUGCCACUUCUCUCAAUAACACAAACGGUCAAGAUUAAGGAUGUGGGCGUCACUUGCCACGACGCGCUUUUCCAUGACGACCCUACAGAUCAGCUAUACAUGUACCUGUUCUCCAUCCUCUCCUGCCUCUACUACUUUGUGCCACUCAUUGUCACCUUAGUGAGCUACUUUACCAUAAUAUAUGUGCUCAGUGGCAAGUCUCAUCGCUUAGCAAAAUCUUCAUCAUCUUCAGACAAACGAAGGAGAGCUGUGAUUACGGUUAUCACCGUGCUGAUGGAGUUUGUGGUGUGUUUCGCACCAACCAAUGGCAUCUUGUUGUAUCACUGUGUUCGUUUAGCUACUGGAGGAAACAGUGGGGAGGGAGAUUCAUCAUAUGCUGCUUACCUGUUGGCUGUGUGUUUGGGGAGCGCAAGUGUUUUCCUGGACCCUCUACUGUACUACUACGGCUCGUCUCAGUGCAGACAGCAGAUCAGCUCUGUGUUUUGGUGUAGAAGAGCAAAAACUAAACUAUCAAAAACAAACACUCAGACAGGAUCCUCUUUCGUGAGUUGUGAGUAUAGUCGGGCUAGUGUUAGUGUAAAGACUUGAGUUAUUCAGAAAAUUGU
Molecule: messenger RNA, 1535 nt
Organism: Rhinichthys klamathensis goyatoka
Lineage: Eukaryota; Metazoa; Chordata; Actinopteri; Cypriniformes; Leuciscidae
Product: proteinase-activated receptor 1-like
Exons: 4
Coding region: 85-1518 (477 amino acids)
Biological process (GO): thrombin-activated receptor signaling pathway; phospholipase C-activating G protein-coupled receptor signaling pathway; positive regulation of Rho protein signal transduction
Cellular component (GO): membrane
Molecular function (GO): thrombin-activated receptor activity
Source: RefSeq, a predicted model, not a curated record